CUCAGCUAAAGUGACUGCCCCACUGUCACUGCCUCUUACUUAAUUUGUUGCUCUGUAACUCUGUGACUAACCAAGAAGUCGUCUUCUUUUUUUUUUUUUUUUUUUCCCCCCAAAGCUCUUUUUGGAUAAUUUCUUACAAGAGCCGACUUUUAAACACAUUUACUUUAUAAGAAGCAACAGAAAGGCAGCAUGUCAGCUGAAACACCAAUCACACUGAAUAUCGAUCCCCACGAUUUGCAGGUCCAAACAUUCACUGUAGAGAAGCUACUGGAGCCUCUCAUAAUUCAGGUUACCACACUUGUAAAUUGUCCCCAGAAUCCUUCCAACAGGAAAAAAGGAUGUUCCAAAAGAGCCAGAGUCCUUCUAGCUUCAGUGGAGGAAGCCACUUGGAAUUUACUAGACAAGGGAGAGAAGAUUGCCCAGGAAGCCACAGUGUUAAAGGAAGAGCUUGCUGCUACUCUUGAGGAAGUUCGCAAAGAAAGUGAAGCUCUGAAAGUAUCAGCUGAGAGAUUUGCAGAUGACCCCUGCUAUCUCCCGAAAAGAGAGGCUGUGGUUCAGGCCGCCCGUGCAUUGUUGGCGGCCGUUACCAGACUCCUUAUCCUUGCAGACAUGAUCGAUGUUAUGUGUCUCCUGCAGCACGUGUCAGCUUUUCAAAGGACAUUCGAGUCUCUUAAAAAUGUUUCCAACAAAUCUGACCUCCAGAAAACCUACCAGAAGCUUGGGAAGGAGCUGGAAAACCUGGAUUAUUUAGCUUUCAAACGCCAGCAGGACUUAAAAUCUCCAAACCAGAGGGACGAAAUCGCAGGGGCCCGAGCAUCAUUAAAGGAGAACUCCCCUCUCUUGCAUUCAAUUUGUUCAGCUUGUUUGGAGCACUCUGAUGUCGCUUCUCUCAAAGCCAGCAAGGACACAGUUUGUGAAGAGAUUCAGAACGCCCUCAAUGUCAUUUCAAAUGCUUCCCAAGGUAUCCAGAACACGCUGGCCGCACCGGAAUCUCAGGCUGCGACCCUGGGAAGUGCUCUUGAUGAGCUUGAAAAUUUAAUUGUCUUGGAUCCACUCACAGUGACUGAGGAGGAAAUAAGACCAUCCCUAGAGAAACGUCUUGAAGCCAUUAUCAGUGGGGCUGCUCUGUUAGCUGACUCUUCAUGCACAAGGGACUUCCAUCGGGAGCGGAUUAUUGCAGAAUGCAACGCCAUUCGCCAGGCUCUCCAGGACCUGCUGUCAGAGUACAUGAACAAUGCUGGAAAAAAAGAAAGGAGCAAUACCCUGAAUACUGCAAUAGACAACAUAUGCAAGAAGACAAGAGACCUUCGCAGACAGCUGCGUAAAGCUAUUAUAGAUCAUGUGUCAGACUCCUUUUUGGAUACAACAGUCCCACUUUUGGUCCUCAUUGAAGCUGCCAAGAAUGGCCGGGAAAAGGAAAUAAAAGAAUAUGCUGCAAUAUUUCGUGAACAUACCAGCAGGCUUGUAGAGGUGAGUGAGCUAGAAUUGUAA
Molecule: messenger RNA, 1491 nt
Organism: Hipposideros armiger (great roundleaf bat)
Lineage: Eukaryota; Metazoa; Chordata; Mammalia; Chiroptera; Hipposideridae
Gene: CTNNA3
Product: catenin alpha 3
Exons: 9
Coding region: 190-1491 (433 amino acids)
Biological process (GO): cell migration; cell-cell adhesion
Cellular component (GO): fascia adherens; adherens junction
Molecular function (GO): actin filament binding; beta-catenin binding; cadherin binding
Source: RefSeq, a predicted model, not a curated record